Harpegnathos saltator (Jerdon's jumping ant) is the source of this 1779-nucleotide messenger RNA. RefSeq lists its product as uncharacterized. The transcript has 6 exons. The coding region runs from base 132 to 1427 and encodes 431 amino acids. Lineage: Eukaryota; Metazoa; Arthropoda; Insecta; Hymenoptera; Formicidae. Gene Ontology annotation, molecular function: phosphatase binding. The record is from RefSeq and is a predicted model, not a curated record. Gene Ontology annotation, biological process: negative regulation of phosphatase activity.
ACUAGAUCAGCAGGAGAACAUGUGUCAGUUGCUAGAAAUUGAUAACCUGGAAAUUCUAUUAUAAAAUUGUAAAGAGGGAAAAAGAUAGAGAAACAGAACUGUAUAACAUCUCGAUAACAUGAUACCCGAAUAUGACCGAGAGACUGUUUACGUGGGAUGAAAUCACAGAAGGAUUAAUUCUAUUGAGCGUGACGAAGUCUGAAGAUGAGCAUGCCAAAAGACGAAAGAAGCAAACUGCCGCUGCUGAAACGUCAACGGUCUACUGUCCGCACGCGUACUUGAUCCUUAAUUAUCAAGAAACGUUAAACGACAACGAGAAGAUUAAAUUUCGUAAAUGUUAUCAGAGGAAGGUGCCGCCGACCGAGGCGGAUGUGAUCAUCCUGCAGGACAUAAAGGAUCUCGUGCUGUUUCUGCUCGUGUCGCCCAUCAGCAUCCAGUUCAUCAAUUUCUUGCAUUUGCCGACCGUCGACCGAUUCUUGCGGGUACUGAUCGUCUACUUUCAACACUACGUGGACAUAUACGAGGAUCUCGUGCGGGAGCGGGCGGCGACCAUGAAGAAGGCGCCGAAUCCGUUGGCGCGAGGACACAGGACUCGCUACACCGAGCAGAUGCAAGCUCUUCGCUGUGUGCUGGGUAGGGAGUACAUGGACCUGCUAUUGGGUUGCCAGGAUGGGCCGCAAUAUCAUCAUAUGAUGACCAGCAAGAAGCGAACGGUGUCGAUCAUGCAAUCGCAGGGCGAGAAGGACUUGAGGAUCUUCGAAGCGUUGACAAGCGUGGCUCAUCGCAUCGUCUGGAUAGCGUUAGGUCGCAAACAUUACAUUUUGAUCGAGAUAGAGCUGCACAGGCUACUUCGCACCGACGCGUACAAUACAGCCGCGUACAGGCAAAGCGGCGGUGAAAUCAUCCGGGAUAUGCUGGAGAACGACACUCGGGUGUUGCAGGGUCCUAAAGCAAUGCUGAAGAGGAAACUGUUGAGGAACUGCCCGUUGUUGCACGAAAUAAUACACUCGGACUGCGACUACCGUCUCCUAUCGUUAGGGGUGGUGGACAUCGCAGUGCAGGAUCCGAAGAUCAUUUAUCUGAGGAAUGCUAUCCUAGCCGAGGAAGAAACGUUAUCCGAAUUGGGCAUCAAAGUAGGUAUAUUAGGUCACAAUCGCUCGGAUUACGAUACAAUGUUAAUGCCGUACGAGGAGCAGAUACCGGCGGAGGUUGAUUCGCUCGACAAGAGAGCGGUGCGGACGCAUGAAGUGGACAAAAUUUUGGAAUACGAGCUGGCAAAGGAGUUCCCGACGAAAGAAGCUGAAAUAUUAAACAAGAGAUACGACAAGAUCCGCAAGGCAGCGCGAAGGAGAUGGAUUCUUCGAGAAAUGAGACGGCACACACGCAAACCAACCGACACCUACUCUGUGGCAACGACGAUAGACUGAACGAUAGUUCGGAUUGAAAUACGAAUUUUAUAUGCACACGUUCACAAAUUUUUGCACGCAGAUUCGCGCGAACAUUGACUCGAAGAAGUGAGGAUAUACUUACGAGAAUAUCGCUGAAAGAUCGCUCCAAAGAUAACAUGCCGAAAGUAAAAGUAUAAAGUCUGCAUAUAAUACUUCGUCAGGUGAUAAUAACUGAUAUAUACUCUGUCGAGGACAGGUGACGAGGAUGGAUAAACUCUGUGUGCGUGUGGUGGAGGAAUACUGUAACACAAUGUAAAAAAUAUGCUUAUUAUAAUUGGUAAUGCCUAAUCAAGAGUAAUAAUGCUGAUAUUUUACAAGGAGAUACACGUAU